Lytechinus pictus (painted urchin) is the source of this 4623-nucleotide messenger RNA. Its product is annotated as putative deoxyribonuclease TATDN3. Gene Ontology annotation, molecular function: hydrolase activity, acting on ester bonds. NCBI's taxonomy places the organism in Eukaryota, Metazoa, Echinodermata, Echinoidea, Temnopleuroida, Toxopneustidae. Bases 46 to 873 code for a protein of 275 amino acids. The transcript is spliced from 9 exons. The record is from RefSeq and is a predicted model, not a curated record.
CUCUUGUAAAAAACGGUGAAUCCCCAGGCCAGUAGAUGAUAAACGAUGGAUGCUGGUCGUGGAACAUUUAUUGACUGCCAUUGUCAUUUAGCUGCAAAUGAUUUCAAAGAGGAUCUUGCUGAAGUGAUUUCCAGAGCCACAAAUAAUGGAGUAGAGGCUGCAUUAGUAGUGGCAGAACAUCAUGGAGAGUUUGAGAGGAUCUUAGAGUUAUCAAGAAACUUUCCUUGUUUUGUGCUUCCAUGCUUAGGUGUCCAUCCUGUGCAGGGCUUAAGUCCCGAUACACAAAGAAGUGUAAAUGAGAAUGACAUUGAGGAGGCAUUGCUUGCUAUUGAGAAAUAUGCUGAUCAGCUGGUAGCAGUUGGGGAGGUAGGUUUGGAUUUCACUCCAAGGAUUGCAAAAUGUUCUGAAGACAAAGACAUUCAGAGACUGGUUCUAACAAAACAGAUUCAACUUGCCAAGAGACUAAAUCUACCCCUAAAUGUUCAUUCUAGAUCUGCAGGCAGACCAACUAUUGCUUUGCUUCAUGAACAAGGUGCUGAGAAUGUAUUGCUUCACGCAUUUGAUGGUAAGCCGUCUGUAGCUAUGCUGGGUAUACAAUAUGGCUAUUACUUUUCCAUACCGCCCUCUAUAGUUAGGAGUGGACAAAAGCAAAAGCUAGUUAAACAGCUCCCUCUUGAGAAGAUUCUAUUGGAGACAGAUUCCCCAGCAUUGUCUGCAGAAAAACAAAAACGGAAUGAACCCAGUAACAUUCAUAUAUCAUGUGACUACAUCGCGGAGGUCAAAGGUGUGUCAGUGGAGACAGUUCGGCAAAUCACCAGAGAAAAUGCCCUUAGACUUUUCCCCAAAAUUCAGAAGUUUCUAAAAACAAGAUGACAUUUUGAAGGACUGUAGUUUAUUCAUUUUAAAUUGAUGAAAUAGGAAAGAUUAUUUAAUGUGGCCAUUGUAAUAUAAUUAUUAGACCAAUUUAUGGAUAUGAACUAUGCCUAAGCAUAAAAAGAUUACAAACACUAUCAGAUGAGACAAUGCUUUCAAUUUGAAAGCAGAGAGGACAUUUUUUUCCCUCAAUUAUCAACAUCAAGGGAGCUUUCAUUUAUUUAUGUUUAUUCUAUGUAGAGAUUUUCAUUAUUAUUCUUUUAGAACUUGGAGAAUGAUAAUAGUUGAUAAGUGUUUAAGAAGUGUAGUAUUCAUUGAUCCAGUGGUCCAUCUUAUGGCACUUCAAAUUCCACCCAGAGUCAAAUUAUGGUGUGACUUUCAAAUUUGUAAUGAAGGAGAGUUCUUUCCUGAAUUCGAUAAUAGCUUAUAUUAGAGUUAGUUUGGAAAAUCAUUACUUGGUCUAGGUCUCUUCCCACUUAAUCUUAAUCUGACUCCAAUUUGUUUGAUCCAAUUUGUCUACAGGAAACCCCAUGUAGUAACAAAUUUAAUCUGAUUGCAUCUAUGUCCUUGAUCCAUUUGGUCAUAUUAGGUAGCCAUUCGAAAGCUAGGGUAAUGAAUAUCCAGUAUUUAGAAACAUCACUUGGGCCAGUAUUUACAUGUAGUUCUUGAAUCUCUGUAUUUUACACAAUAUUCUGCUUAAUUAUUAUAACAUCUUUUUAUUCAAUUACUUUAUUUGGCUAGGUAUUUUGCUUAAAUCCAAGUCAGCCCUCUUCCUGGCUAAAGUCUGACUUGUAUGCUGUUUACAAAUUCAGUCAUUCAUUCUGCUUACAGAUAUACUUUGGGUGAUUUCAAUACAGUGUUCAGUUUUAGUAUAGACACAACUCAAGAUUUCAAUACUGUACUUGAAAUCACCCUUUGUCCAUUAUGUGGCUUAGAAUUAUCGAUGACACCACUGGCGGAUCCAGGGGAGGGGGGCAAAAACCGGCCCUUGCCCCCCCCCCCCCUUGAGUCACAAAUAAAAUUUGUAAUGUAAAAAAAAAACAAGUUACCCCCCCCCCCCCCUUUGAAAGUGAAGACCUUUUUUUUUUGGGGGGGGGGGCUUGUCAAAUUUUUCCUCUGGAAAAUGUGCCCCCCCCCCCUUUUGGAAAAUCCUGGAUGUCACAAUGGUUAUUACAAAGUUUUUUGCUUAAAUUUGGCUCGACAAAGUAAAACAUGUAGAAGUAAUCUGAAUACAUGCAGGUGUAUAAUCAUUUUGCUUAGCCAAGUAAAAUGCUUAGUAACUUACACUGUAGUCAGUCAGUGCUCUGAAUUUAAUAUUGGCCUUUGUAGUCUUCCUGCUUAGACCAACUAGUAAUAGACCAAAUUAUAAAGACAAAGAGUGGGAAAACUAAAUAAAGAGGCAAUUAGAUCAAGAGAUGAAAUAACCCAAGAGAUCAUUAGAUUACCUGGGUAUUGAUUAGAGACCAAGCUUCCCCUUCCCCUUGCUAUCUUUAUCUCUUAUUCCUUCUCCUCAAUUUCCUAACCAUUCUUCUUCUCUCUAUUUCUUCACUAUUUCUUUAUUUCCUUUUCUAUUUCAUCUUUCUCAUUUUCUUUUCACUCUUUAUUAUCUGUCAUCCCCUAUUACACAUUUUCUUUUCAAGUUUUCUCAAAUUCCAAAUACUUUUACCCACUCAAUCUCCCAUGCCAGGUACACUAUUGAAUUGGGAUACUUCCUUGAAAUCUAUCUCUUUCACCUCAACAAGGCAUUGUAUUUAGAUGUCAAUUUAUAGAAGUCAUAGUCCUGAUGUAAUUUCCAAGUUCCAUUCAAAGUCCAAUUCAUCAAUUUUCUUGUGAACUUAUAGCUAAAUUAGCACACAAUUGACUUACAUAAUCUUCAAAUAUAUUGAAAUACAUAUUACAUGUAUUUUUAUUCAUAAGCAACAAAAACGAGUAAAACAAUCAUCAAUACAAACCAUAUCAUAAUGAUAAAUUAAUAUUGCCAUGAUAUUCACUUUUACAUGCAUAAUCAUGAUUCCAAGGUAUUAUGUAUGUAAUGAUGUAGAUUUGCAUAGAUGGUGUAAUCUACUAUUACCUGUACAUUAGAAACUUGUGCACUUGAGCUGGUAAGUUCCAAACUCUCACCACAGUAAAAUCUUCUGAAUGUGUAUUUAUCAGUAUACAUGAGUAAAAAGUCUGAGCAUGCAUGAAAAGAAACAAAACCCCUUUUCAUCACAUAAUUUCCCACAAUAUAAACAUGAGUUACGUGAUUUAAAACAGAAUAACAUUUAAAAAAUUAGUUUUGAUUCCACUGUGAUUUACAUGUACAUACAGUAGUUGCGGAACUGUAUUUCUUUAUUGCAUUUUUUCCAGCAAGUGGAAAAACAAUGAGAUUAACACAAAAAAGGUAAAAACCUCAGAAAACCUCAAAGAAACAUGUAUAAAUAAAUGUGUAGUAUUAAUGAUCAAUUUUACAUAGAUGUUAUUACAUAAGAGAGCUUAAGUUCUACUCAGAAUUUUCCCAAUACAUUUCUAUUUGUUUUUUAAAUGUUGUAUCCUUUGUUGCACCACUAUACAUUAAAUGUUUUCAUGCAAUACCGGGUACACAUUUAUUGUACUUUCCCCCAAAUGAUCUGAAUUGGUAACCAUUACUAUGAUGAGGUAAAAAUGUUUACCGGUAUACAAUGUGUUUGCAAAGUGUAUUUACUUUUUCAAUUCGCUAUUUUAAAUGGAUAACUGUAGUUGAUAUACAAUGUAAUAUGACGAGAUAUGACUAGAUGUGAUAUGACAACAUAAUGAUCUAGAUAUGACUAGAUACAACAUAAUGACUUGCCCAAAAGCAAUUAGACAUUUAGAUUUUCCUCUCUUGAAUAAAAUUUCAUUCAACUUCAUAUUAAAAUAAAAAUCUUUGUCUCUGUGUGUACAUUGCUAUUCAGAAUUAUAUUGAAAAUAGAUUUAGCAAGUAACAUUAAUCUAAAUAAGCCAAGAGUGAAAAAAAAAAAAUGGGAAGCCAAAUACCUGGGUACGAUUACAUGUACAUAACAGUAAUGCUAUCAUUUCUGUACCAAUUUUUUCUUUCUUUUCAUCUCUCACUCACAGUAAUUCCAUCAUUUCUAUACCAUAUUUUUUUCUUUUUACCUACAUAAAUACAAUUUAGUUCAUAAAAAUAUCAAUUACAAUGAACAGAGCACGACAUUAUGCAUAGUUUGAUUUCGUCAUUAUUGCAUGAUUCUUAUUUUAAUAUUUCAAUAAUGAUGUCAGUAAAACCAUUAUUAAAUGCACUGCAGCAUAACUCAUGCACUUUUUCGCACAUCUUAGAGAAACACUUAUACAGCAUUUAUUGCUCAUUUGUCUUUCAAAAGAAACUAGUUGAAUGUCUACAUGUAUACAUUUCUUUAAGAUUCAAUCAAAUUUACAUGAAUGAAUAUGCUUUUUUAUUAUUGCAAAUCAAUGAGAUGCAACGUCUCUUAAAUUCAAAAUUACUCUAAUAAAUUUCAUCAUACUGUAUACGAUGCUUAGAAACUGAAAGAUGAAAGUUGCAGGAAAUUCAUCCUCAUACAUGUAAGUUCCACUUUUGCACCUUUGUUUUCAUCUAGAUUGUAUAGAACAAUAUGUACGAUUGACUAGAUGUACAUGUAAUUUAAUGUUCCAAGAUGCAAAGAAUAGAGAUUGUUUAUGAGUCGGUCUCCUAGUCAAGACUUGCAUGAUGGCCAGCAUCAAAAGAGUGUUGACAACUUCAUCUUACUCCAUCAUUGAAAACCUUCCACUCAGAAU